UAGUUUUACCGUCGUACAAAAUAAUUACAAUGGCAUAAAAGACUCAAAGGUUUGACAGAAUAUAUCAGAAUGCCAUUCUCAUCCAUGAUCUGUUCUUUAUUGUGUAUUGUUUUUCUUUAUCCAGUCUCAGUAAGUUAGCUUCCUAAUAGAAGCUUUUUACGUAUAGGCUGCAUCGUCUUUAUUCUUCUAUCUUUACGUGUUAGGCUAAUAUGGCAUAUUCCAUGUUUAUAAUCAUAAAUAAUAGAUGAUUGUACCGAAAGAAAAUGAUAUGUAAUUUAGAACAAAAAAUAUGUUAAUGUUAUACCGUAUGCACAGACAGGAAUCACACCAAAUUCUGAGUCACGACAUUACAUCACGUUUUAAUCGAAUAUAAAAGCAAAACGUGUCACUUUAAACACGAUGGUUUAUCUAGAGCGAAGUUCAAAGUACAUCCGACACAACACUCCAUUCAAAAGAGGCGUGAGACACUCAACAUAUGGUCCUCUGCAUUUGACGUCAUUCUCUCGUUGCCAUGGAGACAGUAUUUCAUCUUCUCCUCGGGAGCUCUUAGUGCAAGCAUUCGACCGGUGGCGUGCAAGUGGUUGGCGUAUUGUAAUGCCUUACCAAGCAUUACCCAUGCACGCAACACCGCUUUGCCUCCCCAUCCAAUUGCUGUGAUACUUUGACCUAUAUCUGAAGAGGCAUUUGGAAAGACACAUCAGCAUGACAGACUAUGUAUUUCAACAAUGGUUUGUAAAACACAUGCAUGUUUCGACUGGCAACUGAGAGUCAAGUAACCUAUACAUGUACAGCUGCUUUCUACGUUAGAUGUAAAUGAGUCUCUCUUUCCACGUGAUGGAAUGCAUAGAUCGGCCAUUAUUGCACGCCGCAAGCUAGAACUGCCAUGUGUUCUCGCUGACUGUACCCGCAGCUGAUAUGAUAUAUCCACACAGAUAACACGUUCCUGCGACUCUAUAGUUAGGGGUAAACAGAGAUGGAAGUGACGUUGACAGCUGUCAAGAACGCCAUGGUGCGGCAGCGAACUCGCACAGAGUCGUCUAGUUUCUCUGAUUAUGAGGUGCCUACUGUCGAACAGGCGGGAUGCCACUUUCAUCGGUUGCCUGAGGAACUUCUUGUACGGAUAUUUAGUUUCCUGCAUCCUGUCAAUGAUGGCCUGCCACUCUUUGCAGGAGUUUGUCGUAAGUGGCGCAAGGUGCUCCUCGAAGCCUCAACCCUCUGGCGAGAACUCAACAUUGAGCCUGAUGACUACCGUCCGAAACAUUACGCAACUCUUUGUACCAUAUUUACCGUCUAUGGUAACCAUGUUCAGAAGUUGACAUGGAUGCCUGGCACACGAGUUUAUGAAUCGGUCUUCCUUCUUAUCCCUAAUCUGGCAUCCUUGACAGUGCUAAGACUGCCCAUCAUUUGGAACCGUGGUGUAGUAGAUACCUUUUCACCUCUCAUCAAUCUUGAAGAACUUCAGAUCAAUGGCGCCUUCGAGCUGAACGACGAAGAUCUGAUUGCAGCAGCUUGUAACUUCCCUGCCCUUCGUGACGUGACCUUGAACGCGUGUUGGUUGAUCACCUACAAGGGCAUUGAAGUGUUCCUUGAGGCUCUUCCGAACCUGAUACGAUGCAAGCUAAAGAUCAAUGCAGGUUUGCCUAUCAGUGAUAUCCGCAGCGAGCAAGCGAUGUUACGUGGUAACCAACUAACCCGACAUCUUGAGGAAGGUGUCAGAGGUGCAGCCAUCACAUCCUUAAGCUUGAGCUUCCUCGCGUUAGAGAUGGAUGAACUCUGGGCUGUUGUCAAUGCGCUACCAAGGCUCAAGAAACUGGUUGUGGCCAAUUGUGAGAGACUACAUGGUGUGCGAAUCCAUUCCUCAUCUCUUCAGAAAAUCAUUUUCUUCAACCUCUGGUCAGCGCUUUUCGUCAGCAUCACUGCACCUUCACUGCGUAUGCUUCAUUUAGAUGAUGGACUUGAAUCAAACGAACAUGUGGAGAUCUUUGCUGGGAAGCUGAAGGUUCUAGAGAUAGACGGUGCUGGAGUUUUGAGGAGUAUCAAUGUACAGAGUAACCGUCUCACCACAUUACAACUUCGUAACUGUGACGUCCUGGACUCUCGUAGCCUCUACAACCUGUUGUCAGAGAAUCCCACUAUAGCUACCCUACUGAUGGGUAAUGUCUCAACACCAGAGUUGCUGCUUGAUUCGCAAAGAUGUCCCAGUAUCCGCAUCGUGUGUCUCUUACAUGGCUUUAGCAGUGAUGUCCUCACGAUCCGGUGUCCAACCCUGCAGUACCUCCAGACGGAAGAUGAGAUGGAACUGUUGUCUUUGAGGCAGCUCAUUGUAGUUGCGGAUCAGCUCAAAGACAUCUGCCUAACAGGGUGCCCCGUUCUUCAUAACAUACUGGUACAAUGUGAAAGUCUGGAUGAACUCGAGUUCAACAUGUGCAGUGAUGAGAGGGUCUUCCUAAGGUCAUGUGUGAUCCAAGCGUCGAGAUUUGUAGGAAAGGUUCGCCUGUUUGAUUGUGCCAUUGCGACCAUGGUCCUGUCAUCUCCAUGUAUAUCUAUCCUCAUCUUGUAUCGAUGUAUGAUUGGAGACUACACACUCAAGUGUAUGCUGAAUGCGUGUCCGAACAUAACGCAUCUCAGCUUGGAGAAGUGUCGAAACACCAAGGCAGUGUCAGUACCUAAGCACGCACCCCUCCUCAGGUAUCUGAACCUCUUCGGGUGUUCCCAGCUUCAACACGUGUCAAUAAACAGCGACUGUGUAUUGCGAGUGAAUCUGGGUCAGUGCCUCGUGUCUCGUGUCAUGUAUCAGGGACAGGAGCUGGAUCUUUCAGAGGAGCAGCUGGCCUUUCAAGAUUCUGGACUAAACUUUGUCUUACCACAUCAGAAUGUAAGAUGGAGCCAUGAUGCUGAACCACUCGUCUUUAUAGAGUCAUUAUGAUCUAUCAUCCCAACGAAUGUACAAGACUAUAGGCAAUAAUGGGUUCCAUUUCUCUUGACGUUCAUUUCGUUUGUCCAUUACGACAGCGGUGCAUACUAGGCGUCACUUGCUGAGUGAUGUAGGACUCUAUAGUGCUCUUCGUCUUGUCUUGCAAGGUAUCACUCUACUCAAAGUGGAUUUUAAGAAAUGAACAGUGCCAACAUUCAUUUCAAUUACUUGACUGUGUAUGUUCCCAAUUCAAUAACCUUCGCGUGCUCGAUUAGCACAGGCAAUGAUGCAUUGAGAUCAUUUAUGUUUUAAUUUUCCACCGUUAUUCGUAAGGACUGGUUAGUAAUUUGCAUGUACAAGGCGUCAGAAAUAAGGUUACGUUGAUGUAAUUACGACUGCCGUAGUACCUUGAUUACAUGACCGUUCCAAUGGGCCCGAUGCAUACGAGGUGUCACUGACGCAAGACUCCGUCAGUAAAUGAUGCGGUCUAUGCCACACCCCGUUAGGGUAACAUCGUACAAGAGGUGAAUAAACAAUAAACAGAGCGAACAUGUUUUGUAUUACAGGUGUAUGUACCAAGUUUUCUUCUUAUGCUCUAUAUAAGCGCAGGUAAUAACGCAAUGGAAAUGACGCUUCGUUAGAGACAGAUCUGUACGUUAUAUAUAUAUCAAAAUGACAUCAAAAUUAUAAGGAAACUUGUGACUCCAUACUCCCUCCAUUUACAGGAAUGGAAAUUUAAGCUUAAAAUAGUAUUACAGUAAAUAGUAAUGGAAUAUUAGUAAUAGUAAUAAUGAUAAUUAUAAUGAUAAUAAUAACAAUAACAGUAAUAAUAAAUUGUCUCGUUUACCCAGAGUAGCCUCUUCAGUGUUCAUACUGUUCUCCUCGCGGGCCCUGUAAUCAUCGUUACUUCAGCUUUAUAGCCGAGCCGGAUCAGGCGCUCAAUCAUUCAAAGAAUGUUUUCCUACUGUGUACCCAUUCACUACACCUGGGUGGAGAGUGGCAAAUGUAGAUUAAAUUGUUGAGAUAUUUACCGUGCAAAUCCCUGCAACGCCCUUUAUUGUACACUAUAACAUGCCAGUUGUAAUAUAUAGUGCCAGCAAUAGUUACGUACUGUUCAUUGUGUCGCAAAGAUUGGACCAAACCAUUAUUACAUAUCUUUUAAGUUUAUUGUAAUAUAUUAAGGUCUAAUUAAAUUCAAAUAUAUCAGGGCACAUUCUUAUAUGAAAUGAGGUACUUGAACUGAAUUAAUCGCAAGAUCCAUUGAUUUGUGGUCAUUUGGGACUGACUUGGAUCAGUUGCCUCUUUAUAGUAGUUCAGAUAGAUCGGUUUGAGUUGUAUAAAUUAAACCAAUUAAAAUUUAAUCAGAUAAAAUAAAACUUUAAAGAUAUGUUUGAUUUGAAAUUAAAUUGUACAAGCUAUAUUUUGUAUUGAUUUUGAUUCAUUACAGGUAAGAGUUAAACUAAUUCGUUAAACGUAUGUCACAUAAUAAAAUUCAAUUGAACUGUAACUUAAUUAAAUUGUUAAUAGUCUUUUUGAAAAUGAGAUUAUGUAGUUUGUGCCAUAAAUGAAUAACUUUCCAAAAUUUUCCAUUGGAAAUAUUUUUUUGUUUAAUUUUAUUUUUAUAGAGUAGUUCUAUAUUUUUAAAAAAUUUAAAU
Strongylocentrotus purpuratus (purple sea urchin) is the source of this 4569-nucleotide messenger RNA. RefSeq lists its product as uncharacterized. Gene Ontology annotation, molecular function: protein binding. The transcript is spliced from 3 exons. Lineage: Eukaryota; Metazoa; Echinodermata; Echinoidea; Camarodonta; Strongylocentrotidae. The record is from RefSeq and is a predicted model, not a curated record. Bases 974 to 2926 code for a protein of 650 amino acids.